Messenger RNA from Habropoda laboriosa, 1830 nucleotides. It is a transcript of the gene Upf3, whose product is annotated as regulator of nonsense transcripts 3B. The coding region runs from base 1 to 1830 and encodes 609 amino acids. Gene Ontology annotation, biological process: nuclear-transcribed mRNA catabolic process, nonsense-mediated decay; positive regulation of translation. Gene Ontology annotation, cellular component: cytoplasm; nucleolus. The record is from RefSeq and is a predicted model, not a curated record. Gene Ontology annotation, molecular function: mRNA binding. The transcript has 7 exons. Lineage: Eukaryota; Metazoa; Arthropoda; Insecta; Hymenoptera; Apidae.
AUGACCGAGGAAACACAACAAUCUGAGACAGCCGCACAAAAUGAGGCGCAAACUAGUUCUCCAGAUGUUGGAAAAGUUAAAGAUACUAAAAAAGAAAAAUGCCGGCCUAUGACAAAGGUAGUAAUACGAAGAUUACCUCCAACUAUGACUCAGGAACAAUUUCUAGAACAAGUUUCCCCAUUGCCGGAACAUGACUAUCUUUAUUUUGUAAAAGCUGAUAUGUCUAUGGGACAAUAUGCCUUUUCUCGAGUAUAUAUUAAUUUUGUUGAGCAACAGGACAUUUUUAUGUUCAGAGAAAAAUUUGACAAUUAUGUAUUUGUUGACUCCAAAGGCAUAGAAUAUCCAGCAGUAGUAGAGUUUGCACCUUUUCAAAGGUUACCAAAGAAAAGAGUAGGAAAGAAAAAAGAUUUAAAAUGUGGUACUAUAGAAUCAGAUCCUUAUUAUAUAAGUUUCUUAGAAAGUCUUAAAAAUCAAGAAGCUGAGUCUAAUAUUGCACAGCCAAAAACAGAGUACUCUUAUCAACCAUCAGAUAAUACACCAAAAAGAGUUACAACCACACCUCUUUUGGAAUAUUUAAAACAACGGAAACAAGAAAAGCAACGUCUUAGAGAUGAGAAGCGACGAAGGGAUUUAGAAAGGAGAAGGACAAAAGAAGAUCCUAUUAUAUCUAAGGUAUUGAAAAAUCCAGAUCUUGAUAAAGAAAUGUGUAAAGAUAAUAAGGAAAAUAGGGAGGAAAAGGAUAAACUUUCGCCCAAAGACAUAAAAAAUCGUAUUAAAAAAGAAGAUAAAUUACGUGAAAAGGUACCGCGUGAUCGAGAUUCUAAGUCAAUAACAAAAGGAUACAGGGAUAGAAUUGAAGAUGCGAACAAGGACAGAGAUAUAAAACAUCAAAGACGACAUGAGGAUAAGAAAAUAUAUGGAAGGCGUGAUGAAAGAGAUGGUAUGAGAGAUGAUAGAAAAUAUGAUUUUAAGGAAGAUGUUAAAGAUUCUAGGGAACGAAAGAUUGAAGAGAAACGAGGUAAAAGUUAUGAAAAAAUGAGACAAGAAAAAAAAAGACUUGCAGAAACCAAAAAGCAAAUUAUAGAACUUACUGUUGAUUCUGAAAAUACUGCAAAAUCAAGAAAUGAAGAUGAAGAAUUCCAAAAAAAGGAAUAUCAAGUUGAUUUGUAUGAGAAUGUUAAGGAAAGAGAAGAACCUAUGAGUGAUAAAAAUGAUGUUGAAAUCAAUAAAGGAAAGGAAAAACAGGAAAUUAAUGAAAGAAAGGUUUUAAUAGAGGAUUCUGUACAAGAUCCUGAGAUGAAGGAACAAAAAAGAUCAGAGGCUGUAUUAACAGUUAUUGAAAAUAAUAAAGAUACUGAAAAAUCAAAAUCCAAUGAAAAUAUUAAUAAAGAAGGUAAUGAGGAUAAUGAAUCUGAAGAAAAGAAGGAUUCAAAAAUCACAAAGAGGCGUAGUUCACUUGAAAGUGGGGGAGAAGGUGGUACAGGGGAUGGAAAUUGUUUAAGACGACACAAAUCUUUAGAUGGUGGAGAUCAAAAUAACCUACAAAAGACUGAAAGUGAAGAUAAGGAAAAAGAUAAAAAAGACCCACGACUAGAACGUAGAAUUAGAAACAAGGAUCGUCCUGCCAUGGAAAUUUAUCGCCCUGGAAUGGGAAAAUUUAGCAAACAAAGAUUGGAACGAGAAAAAUCUAAUAUUAAUGACGAGCGAGCAUCUCUUUCGCAAAGUCCUACUCCAAACCCUAAUACUUCUACUCUUUGUAAAUCAGGAAAACCUGGAACAGAAGUACGUUCAAUGACGUUUAAACGUAGUGUUAGUCGUGAUUUGGUAUAA